GGCCUCUCUUCUCUAUAUGUUUUAGAGGACUUCGGCCUUCGCAUGAAGGCCUCGAACUGGGUUGGGAGCAGCAGAGAUGGAAGCGGCGUUUCAGGAUGGCAAGGAGGAAGUUCUCCAAGCUUGGUAUAUGGAUGACAGUGAGGAAGACCAGAGACUUCCCCAUCACCGUGAACCCAAGGAAUUUAUUUCGUUGGGCAAACUUAAAGAACUAGGAAUAGUCAGUUGGCGCCUGAAUCCUGAUGACUAUGAAAAUGAUGGAAACUUGAAAAAGAUCCGUGAAGCCAGGGGAUAUUCUUAUAUGGACAUAUGUGACGUGUGCCCAGAGAAGUUGCCAAAUUAUGAAGCUAAGCUGAAGAGUUUCUUUGAAGAGCACCUGCAUACUGAUGAGGAAAUACGUUAUUGCCUUGAAGGGAGUGGCUAUUUUGAUGCGAGAGACAAAAGUGACCGCUGGAUAAGGAUAGCAGUGAAGAAAGGGGGCAUGAUUGUCUUACCUGCUGGAAUAUAUCAUCGCUUUACACUCGAUACAAACAACUAUAUUAAGGCAAUGCGACUCUUUGUUGGUGAGCCAGUUUGGACUCCCUUUAACCGUCCUCAUGAUGAUCUCCCUGCUAGGAAAGCUUAUCUCGAAACGUUUGUCCAGAAUGAGCUUGGUGGGCCGGCUGUUGAAGCUCAGUAAUGGCAACUCAGAACCAAAUCCCAGAAAUGCAAAGAUAAUGUGCUUUGGUAAUGAUAAUCAAUGAUGGUAAAUGUCUACGAACUUGAGUUUGAUGUCAGCUAUGGUAUCGAAACUUGUAUAACAAAAUGUAACUUCAUGUUUACUCUAUGAAGUGGGUUGAGGAAACCUGAUGGUUUGUUUCAUAAAAAUAAAAGUGAUUUAGUGCAGUGAUGUUUCUGA
Molecule: messenger RNA, 895 nt
Organism: Musa acuminata subsp. malaccensis (wild Malaysian banana)
Lineage: Eukaryota; Viridiplantae; Streptophyta; Magnoliopsida; Zingiberales; Musaceae
Product: acireductone dioxygenase 2
Molecular function (GO): acireductone dioxygenase [iron(II)-requiring] activity
Source: RefSeq, a predicted model, not a curated record